UUGCAAAGGGCUCUUGGAAUGUGCAGAUCAUUCUGCCAUGUCAGUAGCACUUUUGCCAUCGUCUACCAUCAGACUUGUGACCACGACACAAAUAAUUACAACGGUGUCGAGUGUUGUGAAAGAAUUAAUUGAAAAUUCAUUGGAUGCCGGUGCUACAAAUAUAGAAGUUAGAUUGGAAAGGAAUGGUCUGGAGAAAAUAGAGAUAAAGGAUAAUGGUUGUGGAAUCAAACCAUCUGAUGUUGCAAAUGUUUGCCUUUCAUCUUAUACUUCCAAAAUACAGAACUACUCCGAUCUAGGUAGACUCUCUACAUAUGGAUUUAGAGGAGAGGCACUUUCUUCCUUGUGCCAGGUGUCAAGUAUUACAAUCACGACAAAGACUGCCAGUGACAACAUUGCAAUGACCUAUAUGAUCAGUCAAGAUGGAAGCAUCUUAAACUCAAGACCCUCUCAUUUUGGCAAUGUUUCAGGCACUCACAUUGUGGUGACAGAUCUUUUUAAGAAUCUGCCUGUACGCAAACAGUAUCUAAGCAAUUCACGAAAUGCUGCUGAAGACAUUAGAAGAACUGAACAAAUUGUGAAAAGCAUUGCAGUAAUCCAUCCUGAAGUGAGAAUUACUUUUUGCCACAAUAAAUGUAGUCUGUGGCAGAAACCAGUGGUGGCUACACUACAAGAAUCAUAUAUACAAAUUUUUGGUUACAGUAUUUCAAGCAAUUUAGAACAGCUGGCCCUUCGCAAGGAACAGGUGAACUUUGAACUAUUAGUUCCUUUGAAGAACUGCACUGAUAUUGCAGCAUUGUGCCAAGCCAGUUCAAACAGCAUUAUGACGUAUUUUAAUAAACGCCCUGUAAAAUACGCAAAAAUUGAGAAGAACACAAUCCUAUCAUCUAUUGAAGAAAUGCUUAUUGAGUAUUAUGGACUUCAGAACGAAGAAGAGGACACAGAAAAUUGUAAGCAACCUGUGUCCAAAAUUAACAGGAAGCUUAAACCUCAGUCCACUGUUGAAGAGGAUAGGCCAAUUAAACGCUCAAAAUUGAUCGCUGAGUGUCCUAGUACAUUAGAAUCCUCACAAAACCUGAGUAUAAGUACCACUGCACUUCCUACGCAAUCAAAGAAUCUCCAAAUUGGAAAUGAAAAUAUUGUAGAUCGUGGUGUACAUUCUAAGCAGUCAGAGAAUCCGCAAAUUGCAAAUGGAAAUAUUGUGGAUCACAAUGGAGACAGGACAGUGGUUGAAAGUUUGGCACGUGUGUGCCAAGAGUCUGCAAUGGCUGAGUUUUUUAAUAGUGCUGAGAAUAAAGAAACAGAGCACUGUGAUGUUUUGCAAGGAAUAAAAGACAGUACUUUCCAUGAUGGAGAUAAUGAACUGAAGACUGUUGAAUCAAGAUACAAUUUUCUCCACAGUUCACUAGAUUUGCCAAAGAACUCUACAGUCACCAAUGGAGAGGUACUAACUACUCAGUUGGAGAGAGAAACUGGGCAAAUAAAUUCUGUUGGUCCCGAACAGAGAGGUGACAUGCAAAUUAGUAAGUCUAAAGACAGUGUUGAACAUGAAACAGUAACAGAUAUGACAGAACAUACUAAAAUACAUAAUGAUAUUUCUCUCAGAAUUGAAAGCAGUCUUUUCAACAUGCUUGAUGAUAUAGAGGAUGUAUUUUUUGGGUUUGAUACACCCGAGCAAGAUGCUAGUCAGAGAGAAAGGGAGAGAGCAAAACAGGCAUUAGAAGCAGCAAAAUCUGUAGAAACUACAAAAAUGGGCCAAUCUGCUAAUCUGGAAGAUUUGAACAAGGAACAGUGGAGCAAAGGCUCAAUUAAAACAAAAAAUGGCUGUACAGUUGAGGGUGCUAAACUCUUACUGCCAAAAGUGAACAAGAGUAAAAAGGAAUUUUUUGAUCUGUCCUUGCACAGUGUCAGCAGUCAAAUGGGCUGUAAAGAGCAGAGCGCAUUCACAAAAUUUUCAAGACAUAUGCGUCCAAAACUUCUUGAAGAAAACCCUGGUGUUGCAUUCACAAAAGUUGCUAGCCUUCUGGCUGAGCACUGGAAACAACUGACAGAUGAAGAGAAGUCUAAAUAUGAAGAAAUAGCACGAGAUGAGGAAGAGAGGAAGCACAAUGUUCCCACUAGGAAAAGUACUGAAAAAAUAUGUUCUCCAAGUGUAGUAGAAAUGCUGAAUACCACACCAAGGAGGAAACCUCCAUUGGAUGAUCUCCAUAGUGUAGAUGGCUGUGUGCCUUGUUCUAUGACAGAAAUUAAUCAAAAAAUGGAAGAAAUAGCAUUAAAGCACAAAAGUUCAGGCAAAGGAUCUGGUGAAAUAUUUGUGAUUGGCCAGAUACGACCACAUGGUGUGUGGUUAUAUAUGAAAAACAGAGAGAUUGGGAUAAUCAGGCAUUGGGCAUUGCAGGAGACUGUCGAGUUUCAUAAAAUGAUGAAGGAGACAACAGUGCCCUUGGCUCCAGUUAUGAACAAUAUACCUCUUAGACCUAGUUUGCUAGGUCCAGAACUGUGGAAUAUAUUUACAUCUUUAGAGCAUUCUUUUGAUACUGCAUCUGGUGAAAUAGUUGUAUCAAGUCCAUUUAUAAGUAAAAAUGGAUUCCGAAUUGUCAUAUCUGAAGGCCCAGACGAUGAUUCUGCUUCCAUUUCACACAUUGCUAGUACUGUUAGAUUCUAUGAUGUUACGGAGUUAAAAGAGAUAUUGCAAAUAUUGAAAGUGAAAGGCUCAAAUUGUGCCUUGGAGCACUGCCGACCUUUAAAGAUCCUUAACUAUUUCAAGAGUGAAGCUGUAACCAUAUGCCGUAAAGCUGCAGAUACAAUGAAUUACAGUGACUUGACAACUAAUCUUACGUACUGGGAAAAAUAUUUAAAAGAACAAUCAUCAUCAUGCUUACACAGGAAACUGAUUUUUGUGCCAUUCCAUACAAUCAAUUCUUGAAGAUACCAAACAGAAGAAAUUUCUGAAAUUAAUGGAUGGUAUACAAUACUUGAUGGUGUACAAUACUCAGGGAUUGGUUUAAACUAAUUUGUUCCAGACUGACAUUACACUGUUUUGUAAAUAUUUGUGAAACAGAUGUGACUGUGAGUGUGUCAGAUAUUUUAUUAGGCAUGAAUGUUAUAUGACCACAUUUCACCUACCAAUGUGUCAGAAAUAUUUUUGGUGUAGUAGAAAAGAUCACCAGAAACAUGGCAAUUUGAGUUAAUCUUGGGUAGUGCACAUAAAUCACUUCUGAUAGUUUUCAGAAGAGGCAUUUAUGAAACUUAGAAUUGAAAGCAAAUUCAGCAGCAUUAAUGUUUGAGCAUUGAUUAACUCUUCUCGGGAGAUGAGCUGAGCAGUGGUGUCGUCUUGUUGAAAUGUUUCAAUGAUGAUGGGUAAAAAACUCAUCAAAACAUUGCAACAAGAUGACGGCACCACUCGGCUAUCACUCGAGAAGAGUUCAUCAAUGGAAUACACCAAGAAAGCCUGCAAUUGCAAUGUUUGAGCAUGCACACAAUUUCAUUAAUUACAAUAAUUUACAAGUGAGAUUAUUUUUAAGCAUCAUUGUCAGAAUAAAAUGGAGCAUUAGUAUCACUGUUCAAAGGUCACCCACAGUGUUUCAGAUUUUAUGGAAUAAAUAAAAAACAAUGUAUAUUGUGUAAAUAAAAUUUUGUUUGGUAA
This is a messenger RNA of Schistocerca nitens (vagrant locust), 3643 nucleotides long. Its product is annotated as PMS1 protein homolog 1-like. Bases 38 to 2923 code for a protein of 961 amino acids. Gene Ontology annotation, biological process: mismatch repair. Gene Ontology annotation, cellular component: MutLalpha complex. The record is from RefSeq and is a predicted model, not a curated record. Gene Ontology annotation, molecular function: ATP binding; ATP hydrolysis activity; ATP-dependent DNA damage sensor activity. The transcript is spliced from 13 exons. Lineage: Eukaryota; Metazoa; Arthropoda; Insecta; Orthoptera; Acrididae.